Klebsormidium nitens is the source of this 2590-nucleotide messenger RNA. Lineage: Eukaryota; Viridiplantae; Streptophyta; Klebsormidiophyceae; Klebsormidiales; Klebsormidiaceae. The record is from the annotation of a GenBank genome assembly.
CCGACGGUUACCAUUUUCUGCAGGAAGAUCUGUGCAAGGAUAGGUACUCACCAGGUGCGAACCAUGGCUUCCACAGGUUUCAGGAGAAGAAGAAGCUGAUCUGAAUGGACCAAAAGGCGCAAAGCAGGUGCAGGAAUGGGCAGGAUAACGUUGAUUGUAGGGGCGGUUGGCAGGGCGGACCGACGGGUCGAAGACCUGAAGGGCAUAAGGAUCGCAAGCUCUCUGCUGCAGUGGUCAGUUCUGUGAAGAUCCGGAAUUACUUAGGAGGACGAUAGAGGUUUGCUUCGAGUGCUGGGGUCAGUCGAGGUGUUCAAGAUCUGGCAGCGGAUGAGCUAAAGCUUGUGUGUUGAAGUAGCAGCUCUUAGAUCUCCCAUCCUUGGACAGCGUUGUUUUAAAUUGAACCUGGACAUCAGUCUUGAAACAUAGCCUGGACAGGAUAGUCUACUAGUUCAUAGGAUCAACAUAAAGAUUAGCAGGACAGUGACACAAACUUUCGGCAGAAGAGUGUAUCGAAGAUGACCCGCCGCUGCUCCCACUGCGCGCAGCAGAACCACAACAGUCGGACGUGUCCAGAGCGCGGCGUCCGGCUGUUUGGCGUACGGAUCCAUGAUCAGGGGGCAGGCGAGAUGAGCGAGAGCAUGCGGAAGAGUGUCAGUAUGGGCAACUUGAGCAACUACUCAGGAGCGACGGUGGACGCUGCAGACCCUGGGGAUGAGGACAGAGGAAAUGCGGCAGCGGACGGUUACCUUUCGGACGGGCUGGUUCAUGGGGCAAGGGACCGCAAGAGGGGGAUUCCGUGGACAGAGGAAGAGCACCGGUUGUUUCUGCUGGGGCUCCAGAAGCUGGGCAAGGGCGACUGGCGCGGCAUCUCGCGCACGUACGUGCAGUCGCGCACACCGACGCAGGUCGCGAGCCACGCGCAGAAGUACUUCAUCCGCCAGUCCAACAUGAACAAGCGCAAGCGGCGCUCCAGCCUCUUCGACCUCGUCACCGACCUUACCCCCUCGAUCAGCGCCCCCAAUCUGCGCAGCUCCGCUUCCUCCGAUGACAUCCGCAGCCCUGGCAUGCCUCCCCUCAGCCCCAACCCGGCUGCCCCCUCGUUUGGCCCCCCCGCCACGUUCUUCGAUCCUACGCGCAAGCAGUCAAACUUUCCCCUCCCCUCCUCCAGUUACCCGCCCCCCCAGUUCCAUUUCCCCAACUUCCCACCCCCGGUUAGCCAUGGCCGGUUAGCGACCAGUUACUCCACCCCUAACCACUUCCCGGCCAACAUCCCAUUCUCCCCCCCAAAUUACAUCUCCCCCGGUUUUGGGGGAAGCCUCGUGCAUCCCCCCAUGCUGGCCCGCCACUCGACCUACCCCCAAUUCCCCCUCCCCCCAGUCCAGAUGACGUCAUCGAAUGGGAUGACGAAUGGGAUGACGUCAGGGUUGACUCGGCAGCAGCAGAUGGCGGCAGUGACCGAGAUGGUGCGUGCCACGUCGUACGAGCGGUUGCAUGACCUGGGCGGCGCGAGCAACAGCGAACAGAGGACUGAAGUCACGAAGCCGAUCCCCCACAAAGCUUCCCCUUCCCACCCCCCUCCUCAGCCGCAACCGCCCCACGAACUCGACGAGAAGCUGAGAGACGCUGACCCCACGGCACAGCAAGCAUCCCAGCACAGCUUCGCGUCCCCCCCCUUCCACAACUUCUCGCACUUGCCGUGGUUUAGCAUGGGGCCGUUCGCUUAUGGGAUGAUGCAGAACGGGUUGUCGGGCGCGGUAAAUCAAACCAGUAGCAAGGUUUGCCGGCCCACCGCAAGCCAUCCCUCAGCGCCGUUGGACAUUCCCGGGUGCUCUGGCAGGGGGGAGGACGCUCAGGCUCCCGGAGAGGGGGCCUCUCCUUCGCUCUUGGAACCGUCCCCCCUAUCGGCGAGGCUUUUGGGGGAGGGGCCUUUGAGGCACUCGGCGUUCCAAUCAAAGCUGUCGUACAAAAACGGGGGCAUGAGCAACGGAGACGGGAAUAGUGUGAUAGGGGUGGUGUGAGGGUUAGAUUUUGGGGUUAAUUGUGUGGCGCGUGUACUUGUCCAUAUUGGAGAUUGACUAGCAGUUAGUUCAUGCUAAUAAGCCCCUAGUAGAGGGCGUGUCCAGAAGAUCCUGGGUAUAAGAGAGGAUACAGAACAAGUUUCUGAACCAACGAGGAUUCGAUACCAGUGCGGUGUACAUAAGCCAAUACCGCGCGGCACGAAACUUUGACGGCCAUACAUAGGAACAGCUCUGCUGGCAUAUGUUGCUGGAAACAGUUGACAAUGAAUGGUGGAAUAUUGACGAUUUUCGCAAGCUCGCACACGGUCGUGCACCUAGAUUUGCUAAGAACAAGGUUUGAUUACUCAUUAGAGCUUGGCUAAGGCUGCUUAAUGCAAGCGAACUUACUCUCGCCUUAGCUUUGAGGUAGCUCCACGAGGUCAGAGGGUGAGAUUUAGUCUCUCAAACCUAAGUUCUGUGGAUCCUAGAGUUUGCAACUAUAUCAACGGGUUUUUUUCGCAUCAAGUGACCAGGCUAGCUCGAAGGCAAAGUGUGUCUACUAGCUGGCGAUCCUGCUAGGUCUGCAUCCUACU